GUAUAGACUUCUUUUUUUCUUUACUGGAUGCGACCUUUCUUCAAUUUUUACAGUGACAACUUGUAAAUGUGGAACCAGCCAUUACUGAGACAACGCAGCCAGGCAAAAGGAUAAACCAUGUCUAUAAUGAGGUAGUCCUUGGAUAGCCAUUAGGCGAUAAUAUGGAAGUCAACGCUCAGGGCUCGCGGCGUCGCCUUGGUGCUGCACAGCCUGCAGCUGCUGCGCCUCCAGCGGUGGCCCCUACCCCACCAGCGUACUCUCCCGCUGGAGCGGGCCCAGCUCCGGCAGGACCUUGGCAGCAGCAAAGACCUGUGGAUGGCGUCCAGCAGUGGGAAUCUCCAGGGGCUCCGCCAGCUGGGCUUAUCCCAGGCGCUGUGGGGAGUCCUGGGAGUCCUUCGCCGCAGCCGGGCUCAGGUGUUCACAGGCGACACAUAAAGCGAACCAUCCCUCUUCAAGGCGAGGUCCCGGACGACGCAUACUGGAGCAGUAACCGCUGGGGCCCACCUGGCCGCGCGGUUGUGUCGCAGCCGCCCAACACCCUUGAAGCCAAGAAGGCGAAGAAGCACUACCAGCAGCCCACCGCUCCCAUCACCAAGCCAGACUCCAGCGUGUUUGCGACCCUGAAUGACCUUGAGGUGCUCAUGCGGGCCACGUUGGGCGCCCUCGCCAACUUCAAUGAGGACGAACGCAUGCUGCUCACAAAGCAGUUCCGCAGGGAGGAGCACAAGGCGCGUCUGCGGGGGGAGUAUGCGCCGCCGGGACUCAUCAACACCGCUCAGUUUCGGCACGCAUGGAAGAAGUUCAGCAUUCGGGUAUCGGAGGAGCAGGCGAACGCGCUGUUCGUCAAGUACGGCUGUGACUCCCAGGGCUUGCUGCCGUACGACUUGUUCGCCACCAAGCUGCUUUCCAGCCCCAUGCGCUUGCUGGCCUUGGAGCCGGAGCAGAAGGGCCCCUACAAAGCAGGCCGCGACGCUUCCUUCCGCGGCAAGAUCACGUACCGCUACUGCCGCAAGCCGGUCUUCCCGCCCUCAGACUGGGACGGUGCACCCGCCCUGCGCUCGGCAAAGAAGCCCAAGCCCGGCCUCAAGCUGGAGUUCGUGUACGGCUACGGCGGCGUGGACAACACCGCGUCCAACAUCUUCUUCACGGGGGACAACCGGCUGGUGUACUACACGGCGGCGGUGGGCAUCGUAUACGACCCAGCCACCCACACGCAGCAGUUCUUCCAGGGGCACGACGACGACAUCAAGUGCCUGGCCAUCCACCCCGACCGCUUCACGGUAGCAACCGGUCAGGUGGCGUCUUCCCUGGACGGCACGUACGACAACCCCUUUGUGUGCGUGUGGGACGUGCGGGACCCGCUGGGCCUCAUCUGCCGCAUCCCCUUCCCCUCCGACGGUGCACCCACCAGGUACAUCGUGGCACUGGCCUUCUCCGGGAAUGGGCAGCGGUUGGUUGCGGUUACCGCUGAUAACCGCCACACCGUCAACGUCUUCCACUGGAAGACCAAGGCGCUCAUCCACUCGGAUGUGGGCCACAACGGGCAGCCGCCCCAGGUGUUUGGCGUGGUGUGGAACAACUUCGUGAAGGACCGCGACGCGCAGGGGCAGGGAGUCAUCCCGCCCACAAUGUUCGUGACGUACGGAGUCAAACACGUCAAGUUCUGGAUCCAAGAGUACGACGAGAGGUCCAAGAAGGAGCGUUACAAGGGCAGCAUGGGCAAGUUCGGGCGGGCUCAGGUGCAGGACGUGCUGAGCGCCGCCUUCGUGUCGGCCGACACCCUGGUCACCGGCUCGCAAUCGGGCGAGCUGCUCAUGUGGGACGUCAGCGGCACCCGCUCCAGGACCGGGCAGUUCGGCUGCUGCAUCAAGGUCAUCCAAGCGCACGGCCCGGGUGUGCCCGCGCCCAGCAUCCACGACGGCACACCCGUGCUGCAGGGCGUGCGCUGCAUGGCCCUGCGCGCCAGCCGCACGGAGCUGGUCACCGGGGGGGCGGACGGGCAGAUCAUCUGCUGGGACAUCACGUCGGGCGAAGUGGGCCGCGUGGUCAAGACUAUCCAGCUGCACGAGCCUGGCGAGAAGGACCCGGCGGUGUUCCGCUCCCUGGACGCGCUGGAGGGCGGGUACGACAUGGUGGCAGGCACCCAGAGGUGCGAGAUCUGGGAGCUGAGCCGGGAUGUGCCCGAGCCGCUGACUCAGGGCCACUCCGCGGACGUGUACGGCCUGGCCUGGCACCCCAGGAAGCCGCACAAGUUCGCCACCGCGUGUGACAGCAUGAACGUGUUCCUCUGGAAUGCACGGCGCCGCCAGCUGCUGGCCAAAGUGAACAUCGGCGUGGAGGCUCGGUCGCUGGCGUUCAGCCCCAACGGCGCGCAUCUGGCAGUGGGCACCAUCACCGGGACGGUCAAGGUGCUGCUUGUGGAGAACCUGACACAAAAGGUUGCGGAGUUGAGCACACUGAAGGAGAUGGUGCACGAGCUCAAGUACUCGCCCGACGGCACCAAGCUGGCGGCGGGCAGCCACGACAACUUCAUUGACAUCUACGACGUCACCCGGCACUACGCCCGCCUGGCUCGCUGCUCGGGCCACAGCUCCUACAUCACGCACCUGGACUGGUCCGCGGACGGCCGCAUCCUGCAGUCCACCUGCGGCGCCUACGAGCUGCUGUACUUCGAGGCCGGCACCGGCAAGCAGGUGCGCCAGAACCAGCGGGACACGCGGUGGGCCUCCUGGACGUGCGCGCUGGGCUUCCCCGUGAUGGGCAUCUGGCGGGACGGCACGGACGGCACUGACAUCAACGCCGUGAGCAGGUCGCACUCCGGGCUCUUCCCCGACACCGACCCCCUGAUGGGGGAGGGCGAGCUGGUGGUGACUGCGGGGGACGACGGCCGUGUGCGGCUCUUCAACUACCCGUGCGUGGUGGAGGACGCGCCCUGCAGGACCUACCUGGGCCACUGCUCGCACGUCAUGAACGUGCGCUUCAGCCCCGACAACCGCUACGUGCUCUCCGUGGGCGGCAAGGACCGAGCGGGCAUGCAGUGGCGGGUGCUGCGGGAGGCGCAGGACGAGGUGGUCCUGCUGAAGCCGCCGCUGCCCGAGGUGUACGUGUACGAGGCGCCCAAGCGGGCCCUGGUGGAUGUGGAGCCGCUGCCGCCGGCGCCUGCACCAGCCCCCAAGGACACCCGCGCGGAGGAGGAGGCCAAGAAGAAGGAGGCGGCUGAGGAGCGGGACCGCAAGCGGCGCGAGAGCCUCCACUCGUACGAGAUCACCACCGUCACCUCGGACAUCAAGGGUGCCGGAACCGAUUCCAACGUCUUCCUGGUGGUGUAUGGCAACAAGAACACCAGCGGCGAGGUGAAGCUGGAGAACGGCCCGGACAACUUCUCCCGCGGCCGCACGGACACCUUCCUGGUGGACCUGCUGCCGCUGGGGGACGUGCACCAGCUGCGCAUUGGACACGACGCCAAGGGCAACAACCCGCGCUGGCACCUGGACCGAGUCGUUGUGAAGAACAAGACCGCCAACACGCCGCCGCUGGUGUUCCCCUGCGGCCAGUGGUUUGCCACCGACAUUGGCGACAAGAAGAUCGUCCGCCUGUUGAAGCUGUCGGGCGCGAUGCAGGAGGCGGGCGAGCCCAAGAUGCUCCGGUACAAGGUGGUGGUGAAGACGAGCGACGUCAAGGGCGCAGGCACCGACGCCAACGUGGCGCUGCAGUUGUUCGGGGAGCACAACGCCAAGAAGUACCAGAGUCCAGCGCUCAAGCUGGAAAACAGCGCCAACAACUUCGAGCGCGGCAUGACGGACACCUUUGAGGUGGAGGCGGCGGUGGGCGAGGUCAAGUACAUCCGCAUUGGUCACGACAACAGCGGUUUCGGAGCCAGCUGGCACCUGCAGGAGGUGCUGCUGUCCACCCCGAGUGCUCCGGACAUGCAGUUUGUAGCCAACAGGUGGUUGUCGGACUCGGAUGGGGACUGCCAAACGUACGUCACGUUGUACCCGGUGGGGAGCAAGGACGUGCCGCUGCCGCACAAGUACCAGAUCACGGUGUUUACAUCGGACCUGCGAGGAGCUGGCACGGACGCCAACGUCGACAUCUCGCUGUUCGGCACCAACUCCACCAUCACCAAUGUCAAGCUGGAAAACUCGAAGAACAAUUUCGAACGGAACGCGGAGGACGUCUUCUUCUUCGAGUUCCCGGACUUGGGAUCCAUCCCUGAGAUCGAGAUCGGACACGACAACUCGGGCCUCAUGCCCGGCUGGCACUGCGCCAAGGUGGUCAUUGAGGAUCAAACCGCCAAGACGCGCUACGUCUACCCCUGCGACCGGUGGUUCGACAAGAGUGAGGAGGACGGGCUCAUCCGGCGGCGCCUCAAGAUGGCGGAGGUGGGCGGUGAGAACACGGACUACACGGUCACAGUCGUUACCUCGGACCUGCGCGGUGCGGGCACGGACGCCAAUGUCUACCUGGAGAUUACGGGCGAGCGCGACGGCAAAGAGAUUACUGGCAAGCGGGUCACUCUUGACAACAGCACCAACAACUUUGAGCGCGCCGCAGUCGACAAGUUCAUGCUGAAGAAGUACCGCAACUGCGGCAACCUAACCAAGAUCCGCAUCGGCCACGACAACGCGGGCAUGGCACCGGGUUGGCACUGUGACUACGUGGAGGUCAUGGACGACGCCACGGGUGUGAGCUACUUCUUCCCCUGCAACAAGUGGUUUGACCGCGGCGAGGACGACCGCGUCAUCGAGCGGGUGCUGCUGGUGGCGCCGCGGGACCCCAAGUCCGGCAAGGCGCAGUACAAGGUGACGGUCUACACCUCGGACAUCAAGUUCGCGGGCACGGACGCCAAUGUGUUCAUCGAGGUGCAUGGAGAGAUGGAUGGUCAGCCGACCACUACCGGCCGUGCCACGCUCAACAACUCGAAGAACAACUUCGAGCGUGCGGCCGUGGACGUGUUCAGCCUCGCCAACCUGCCCAAUGUGGGCGUCAUCAAGCGCAUCGUCAUCGGCCACGACAACUCGGGCCCCGGCGCAGCCUGGCACCUCAACAAGGUGGAUGUGCUGCUGGUCAACACGGGGCAGCAGUGCUCCUUCUACUACAACAACUGGCUCUCACGCGACGACCCGCCCUACAAGACGGAGGUGGAGCUCUUCCCUUCGGACGGAGAGGCGCAGCAGCUCUGCAGGUACACCAUCAUCACCCAGACCUCGGACAUCCGCGGAGCCGGCACCGACGCCAACGUGAGCUGCAUGCUGCUGGGGGACAAGGCCAACACGCCCACCUUUGUGCUGGAGAACUCCAAGAACAACUUCGAGAAGGGGCAGCGCGACGAGUUCGUGUACGAGAGUGUGGACGUGGGCGCCAUCAAGAAGCUGCAGAUCGGGCACGACAACAAGGGCCUGGGGCCCGCCUGGCACCUGGACUAUGUGGAGGUGCUGCAUCAGGCCCGGCAGGAGACGUACUACUUCCUUGCCGACCAGUGGCUGGAUGCCAAACUCAACACGCUCACCAUCACGCUAGAGCCGGCGAAUGCUGCUGGCGCCAAGCAGGUGUACAAGGUGUCUGUGCGCACAAGCGACAAGCGCGGAGCGGGCACGGACGCCGACAUCUCCAUCAUCCUCAUGGGCGCCACCGCCAACAGCGCCGAGCUGAAGCUGGAGUCCUCCGCCAACAACUUCGAGCGCAACCAGACUGACGACUUCUCGCUCAAUCUGGGCCACGUGGACAUCGGCGAGAUCCAGAAGAUCGACAUCGGCUUUGCGACGCAGCAGAGCGCUGCUGGCAAGCUGGGCGGGCUGUUUGGGCAGCAGUGGGGGCUGGAGAGCGUGGAGGUGACGCACAUGAACAGCAAGGCGCGGCAGUUCUUCUACUACGAUGACUGGAUCAACGGCAACAAACGCCGUGUGCAGCUGGUGCCGGGCAAGGCGGGAGGCAGCAACACCUACAAGGUGCGUGUCAAGACGUCGGACAUUCGCGGCGCCGGCACCGACUCCCUCGUCACACUGGCCAUGUUUGGGAAGCUGGAGGAGCAGCCCACCAGCAGCGGCACCAACAAGCUGGAUAACAGCGCUAACAACUUCGAGAGGGGUCAGAUCGACACGUUCAUCAUCAAGUGCAAGGACCUGGGUGACCUGACACACAUCGUGCUCACCAGCGACGGCAGCGGGCUGGGAGCCGCCUGGCACUGCGCCGAGGUGGAGGUGCUGGACACCGUCCGCAACCGCACCACCGUGUUCCCCUGCGCCAAGUGGCUGGACCCCUCCGACAAGGCCUCGCUACAGCAGACGCUGCUGCCCAUGGGCGUGGACGGGGCGCUGGGCAGCCUGCUGCAGUACGAGGUCACGAUCUACACCUCCGACCUGCGAGGAGCGGGUACGGAUGACAACAUAAGCAUCGAGCUGCACGGGUCGCAGGCCUCCACCAGCGCCCUGACCCUUGACACCAGCGCCAACAACUUCGAGCGGGGCAGCAAGGACAUCUUCAAGCUCUCCUUCAUCGAUAUCGGCGAGCUGCAACACGUCAUUGUGAAGAAGGACAACCGCACCAUGGGCAUGGGAGGAGACUGGCACCUGGGGUCCUUGGAGGUGUUCCAUCCAGGCUUGCAGAAGCGCUACUUCAUGAUGUGCAACGACUGGCUGAAGGGCGCCUGCGAGCGCCGGCUGGAGCCCGGCAAGGUCCCCGCCAACGGCAUCUGCACCUACCGUGUGGUGGUCACCACCUCGGAUCUGCGGGGAGCGGGCACGGAUGCGGACGUGAGCAUGCAGCUGUUCGGCGACAAGGGCGACACGGGCGAACGCAAGCUGGACAACAGCACCAACAACUUUGAGCGCAACCAGGUCGAUACGUUCUUCCUCCAAGCGCCGGACGUGGGUAUCUUCCAGUCCCUCCGCAUCGGCCACAACAACUCCGGCUUCGGUUCCGCAUGGCACCUAGCCAAGGUGGAGGUGGUCAACACCAACACCGGCGAGCAGGCGGUGUUCCCCUUCCACAAUUGGAUAGACAAGGAGCACGGCCUCUCGCAGCUGCUCACGCCCGAUCGGGACGGCGACGGCAAGGGCGACGCGCUGGCGGGUGGGCCAAUCGUGGAGUAUACCAUCACCACCAUUACCUCCGACAUGCGGGGUGCGGGCACGGACGCCAACGUGUUCAUCGAGAUGCAUGGCGACAAGGGCGCCAUGGGCGAGACACGGCUCGACAACAACGCCAACAACUUUGAGCGGGGCCGCACCGACACAUUCAAGAUCAAGGGCUCUGAUGUGGGCAACGUGCAAAAGGUGGUCAUCCGGCACGACAACACCGGCAUGGGCUCUGAUUGGCACCUGGAGCAGGUGGAGGUGACCAACCCCAGCACCAGCAAGACCUACUUCUUCCCCUGCAACGACUGGCUGCGCAAGAUAGGCCAGGACGAGAGCGGCCUGCGCAAGGAGCUGCAGGCGGGCAGCCCCGAGCAGAAGGGACCCACGAACUACAAGGUUACGGUGCACACCUCCGACAUCCGGGGAGCGGGCACGGACUCGGACGUCUUCCUCACCAUCUACGGACCCAAUGGCGACACGGGCGAGCGCCUGCUGGACAAUAGCACCAACAACUUUGAACGGAACAAGGUGGACAACUUCAUCAUCUCCAGUGGCAACAUUGGCGCCAUCCAGAAGAUCAAGAUUCGCAGCAGCGGCACGGGCUUGGGUGCAGCAUGGCACCUGAACAAGGUCGAGGUGCAGUCCACCGCCACGGGUGAGAAGCUGGUGUUCCCCUUCGCCAAGUGGGUCGACGAGAAGAACGGACUGGAGCAUGUGUUGUGGCCCGACCGUGACGGCGACGGCAUUCCGGACCCCACCGCCGACGCGGACCUGCUCAAGUAUACGGUUUCGGUGUACACCUCGGACAUCAGAGGUGCUGGCACCGAUGCCAACGUCUUUGUUGAGCUGCACGGCGACAAGGCCUUCGUGGGGAAGACCAACCUGGACACGAACGCCAACAAUUUCGAGCGGGGACGCAAGGACGUCUUCGUAGUUUCGGGGACGGAUGUGGGCGAGCUGCAGAGCAUCGUCAUCGGCCAUGACAACAGCGGUGUGGGCUCUGCCUGGCACCUGAACCAGGUGGAGGUGUGGCACCCCGUGCUGCAGAAGAUGUUUGUCUUCCCCUGCAACGAGUGGCUGGAGCCCAGCAAGGACAAGGGACUGGAGGGCUGCCGCCGCACGCUGCUGACGGGCGCGGCGGCGGCGGGCGCGGGCCUGGUCAGCUAUCGAGUGCUGGUCAAGACGUCCGACCUGCGCGGAGCGGGCACGGACUCGGACGUCUUCCUCACCAUCUACGGACCCAAGGGGGACACGGGCGAGCGGCCUCUGGACAACAGUGCGAACAACUUUGAGCGGGGCAAGACGGACACCUUCAUCCUCACGGGUCCGGACGUGGGGGAGCUGGAGCGCAUCCGGGUCCGCAGCAGCGGCAGCGGACUGGGAGCCGCAUGGCACCUGGAGCAGGUGGACGUGGUGAGCUCCGCCACCAACACGCAGUACUCCUUCCCCUUCCGCGGCUGGCUGGACGACAAGAACGGGCUGGACCACGUGAUCAACCGCGACGGCGGCGCGGGGCCCACCACCGACCUGGUGGAGUACCGCGUGACCACCUUCACGUCCGACAUCAGGGGUGCGGGCACGGACGCCAACGUGUUCAUCGAGCUGCACGGGGAGCUGGGGCCCGUGGGGCAGACGCGGCUGGAGAACGCGGCCAACAACUUCGAGCGCGGCAUGGUGGACAACUUCGUGGUCAAGGGCACCAACAUCGGCGACGUGCAGCGCCUCGUCAUCUGGCAUGACAACAGCGGCUUGGGGCCCGACCUGCACCUGCAGCAGGUUGAGGUGUUCAACACAGCAACCCAGAAGUCGUACUUCUUCCCGUGCAAUGACUGGCUUCGGAAAACCAAGGAGGAGGGAGUGAAGGGGUGCCGGAAGGAGCUGCUGGCAGGGGUGGCUGGUCAGUCGCUCAACAGCUACAAGGUGGAGGUGCAAACCAGCGACGUGCGCGGUGCGGGAACCGACAGCGACGUCACAGUCACGGUGUUUGGCAGCAAGGGCGACACCGGUGCACGGGCGCUGGAGUCGUCCGCAAACGACUUUGAGCGCGGCCAUCUUGACACUUUCUUCUUCACGGCUCCGGACAUUGGCACGAUCCAGAGCUGCCAGGUGGUGUGCAGCGGCACCGGCCUGGGCGCAGCAUGGCACUUGGACCACAUCACAGUCACCAACACCACCACCAGCGAGACCGCGCGCUUCAAGUACGGCGACUGGCUGGACGACAAGAAGGGCUGGACGCACACGCUGCACGCCGACGGUGUGGAUGCGGCCCAGGCGGCCAGCAACCAGGUGGAGUACGAGGUGCAUGUCUUCACAGCGGAUGUGCGCGGAGCGGGCACGGACGGCGACGUCUUCCUGCAAAUCAAGGGCGAGAAGGGCGCCAUGGGCGAAACCAAGCUUGAGAACUCAGCCAACAACUUCGAGCGCAACCGCGAAGACGUGUUCAAGGUCAUGGGCUCGGACAUCGGGAAGCUCACUGAGGUCACCGUGCGGCUGGUUGAGCGUGGCUUUGGUGCUGCCUGGUGCCUGGAGCAAGUGGAGAUCCUGAACAAGAAGACCGGCGAGCGCGCGCUGUUUCGCUACAAGGACUGGCUGCAGGGCGCCAAAACCACCGUCACAAUCCCUGAGGCCAGUACGGAGGCAGCCAAGCAGCAGGCGCCGGGCAAGAUUCGGUGGAAGGUCACCACGCAGACCAGCGACGUGUUCGGCGCCGGCACCGACGCCAACGUGUGGGUGCAAGUGUACGGGCCGAACGGCAUGCUCAACGGUGCGGAAAUCGCGCUGGACAAUUCCAGCAACAAUUUUGAGCGGAAUGCGCUGGACCAGUUCUUCUUUGAGUUCCCGGAGGACAAGGACUGCGGGACGCCCAUCACAAAGUUCAUCGUGGAGCGAGGCGGCAGCGCACUGCCGGGCGCCGACUGGUCGCUGGACUGGGUUGAGGUGACCGACAUGACACGAGGCCACACGUACCGCUGGAAGUGCGGCGCGUGGUUCAGCAGCAAGGACGGCCUCAAGAAGGAGUGGACGGCGGAGAAGGCGGCGGCGGGGGAGCGGCAGCCGCUGGAGCUCAUCGAGUCACCUGCAGGCGUUGCCGGCGCACCCUCCAGCACCGGCGACCGCUACCGCAUCGUAACAGUGACGGGCGAUGUCAUGGGCGCGGGAACGGACGCCAAGGUGGGGCUGCAGUUCGCCGACACUUCCAACGCCACCUGGGCGCCCGCCCUCUCCCAGAACAAGGCCAUGUUCGAGCGCGGCAAGCGAGACGAAUUCUUCGCCACCGCUUCCACCAAGCUGGGCGAGAUGGCCGGUUGCCGCGUGUGGAUUGAGAACCCCGGUCUGGGCGACAACUGGCACCUGGAUCACGUGCUGCUCACGCACCUGCCGUCGCAGCGCGAGUGGCGCUUCGACUGCCGCGACUGGGUGCCCAAGGGUCAGGGGCCGGCGCAGGGCAAGCUGCUGCCGGCAGUGCUGGUGCGAGACGUGCCGCUGGAGGCUCCACCCGCUGCCGCCGCCGAUGCAGCAGCAACCGCUGCGGGUGCGGAGGAGGAUGGAAAGGCGGGUGAAGCCGUCCCGGAGCAACCGCCUCCACCGCCUCCCAGGCCGCUGGUGCAGUACGAGUGCACCAUCGCUACGGGCGACAAGUUCGGUGCAGGGACGGACGCCCUGGUGGGGAUCGAGCUGCUGGGUAGUCUGGGGUCGGCCAAGUACACCUUUGAGCACAGCAAGACGCUGUUUGAGCGCGGCAGCCGGGACCGCUUCCGGCUGACGUUACCGGACGUGGGCGACGUGCAGAGCGUGCGUGCCUGGCAUGAUGGCUCGGGCUUCGGCGCUGACUGGUUCCUGGACCGGGUGACGAUUGAGCACCCGGUGGCAAGCUGCAAGUGGGAGGUUGUGUUCAACGAGUGGAUCAAAGGCGGCGAGAACAAUGGCCGCAGCAAACCGGCGCGCCUGGUGGCAGGUACUGCAGGGGACGCUGAACGGGCGUACGACCAGUUGAAGGCGGCCGCGGCGGCUAAGGAGGAGGCGCGGCGCAAGGCGAUAGACAAGCAGCAGGCUGCGGCGGCAAAGCCGCCUGCAGCCGUGUCGUCGGAGCCUGCUCCGGCUGGUGGGGCGGCCCCUGGCGGCAGCAGUGACACGGCCGCACCACCUGACCGGCCGGCUAAGCGACCUGGGGACGAGGGCAUAUCGAAGCAGGUGCUCAAGCCCGAUGAGUUCGCGCGGCUGCCGCAGAUGCAGCCCGGGGACAGCAAGUACCGAUUCAGCAACGAAGUACGCAACAACCCCGAGCCCACACCGCCUGCCUGGCAGAAGUACGUCGCUCCGUACGCGCAGGACCCGUCGUACAUGGUCACCUACUACUACAACCCCGUCACCAAGGAAAGCACCUUCGAGAAGCCGCCGGAGUAUGCCGAGUGGGAGCGCAAGCACGAUGCGUGGCUUGCGUCCGUCCUCAAGUAGCGUGGAGGCAUUACUGCUAUUUAAAUCCUCCAGCGGAACGUGUGGCAACGUACUGACGGAUAUCCGUCCUGGCAGCCUGUACAGCAACAUUACGUUUCUUUUUAUUUCAUGGGGAUGGGGUACGUCCGAAUUGUUUGCAUGUGACCGUACGGACAUGUGGAAGUGCCGUACAUACCGUGGGAUUGCGUGCUUGCCGGGUACUGAUAUGGGUCGGAACCCUCGGAAGCGUUCACUGGAACUCUCUUCUCAUGUGAAGCACUGUACAUAGCUUGGACCUAGUAGCAGAACUCCGCUCAAUUGCGCAUGCUUGUGCCGCUUUGUGUCCAUUGGCACGUGACAGCGGCUUGUAGCUUUGGGAGUAGCAAGCAAGUAGGUUUAUGUACCGCAGUUGCUGACGAUGGUAGUGAGCUGUGACUGUUUAUGCGUCUUACGCACCGUGUUCGUGCAGGGCCAGCCCAGCCAAGCCUGGAAGCCCACACGUAUGACGUAUCAGGGUGAUCACACUACCUGGCAAGAAGCCGGGAGGACGAGUGGCAGAAGGCUAACCGUGACCGGCAGGCCCAAGUAAAGAAACGCAUUUAUGACCUUCCCAUGCGUGCUGCCUUCAACCGCUACCGCUCUAAGCCGUACGCUACCGUACCGUGCAUGGGUUGGCUGGCUAACCGCGUACUCUUCAAUAGUUGGACCAGUACUUUUGCACUGCUUUGCUCUGGACGUCAGCUUGGGUUGGUACCCGUCGGUUGCUGCCCUGCGCUGGGCGUGUGAUGCUCUGGUGUAAGUGAUGGUCGUGGCAUCUGGGAUUGCCGGGGCUUAUCAAUAGGCCUCCGAAUGACCAAAGGAGCCUGGGCCGCCACUUAUGGCUUCCGUGACUAGGUUGGGUACGCUGUAAUUCGUCGCACAA
Astrephomene gubernaculifera is the source of this 12432-nucleotide messenger RNA. NCBI's taxonomy places the organism in Eukaryota, Viridiplantae, Chlorophyta, Chlorophyceae, Chlamydomonadales, Astrephomenaceae. The record is from the annotation of a GenBank genome assembly.